This is a messenger RNA of Malassezia japonica, 1122 nucleotides long. RefSeq lists its product as uncharacterized. Gene Ontology annotation, molecular function: zinc ion binding; sequence-specific DNA binding. NCBI's taxonomy places the organism in Eukaryota, Fungi, Basidiomycota, Malasseziomycetes, Malasseziales, Malasseziaceae. The coding region runs from base 1 to 1122 and encodes 373 amino acids. The transcript has a single exon. Gene Ontology annotation, biological process: regulation of DNA-templated transcription. The record is from RefSeq and is a predicted model, not a curated record.
AUGCCGCCGUGGUCCUCGGCUGUGCAUGGCGCGCUUGAGCCUAAUACGGCCUACUCGCUCGAGCGCAUUCAUGCUGCAAGCCUUGCACUGUACAACUGCGUCGGCGAGCACAUGGAGCGGCAAGUCCCGCCUUCUGCUGAUGAGCUGUACAGCCUGAUGCCAAUUGCCUCUGAAAUUAACCAAGAGCUGCGCUCGCUCCUGGCGCUGCAUGAAGGCCGUUCUGGCCGCGAUCCUGCCGAAGGCGCACCCUACUACCCCUGGAGUUCCGGAAGCAACCCCGCACACCCCUACUGGAUCCCCGGCGGACGUGACGACCGCGACGGAAAAGGCAUGCGUCCCGACGACGGCGACCUCGACGACAAGCACCUGCGCCGUCGCAGCCCCAGCCAGAGCAAGUCGGGCGAUCGCGUGGGCUCGCGCGCAGUGCGUGGCAUGUCGAGCAGUGAAGACCUGGGCACCUAUGCCUCCAAUGUCGCUGGCCAACCGAUGCGGUCCGAGCACAUGUACCUGCACCAGUCGCCGUAUGCCCCCCACGGCCCGGGCAAGGGUAUGCCGUCGGACAGUAUGAAUGCGGGCCAAUACGUCCCCAAGUACCGCAAGCGCAGCCGUGCGCCUGCGCCCGGUGUGUGUCAUGCGUGUGGAAACAGCGACACGCCCGAAUGGCGGCGCGGUCCGGAUGGUGCGCGGACGCUGUGCAAUGCUUGUGGCCUGCACUUUUCCAAGCUCGUGCGCCGCCGUACGCUGGAGUACGCCAAUGCCGGCCCUGGAACGCCGAUUCCGCCUGUGACGAUCGCCGAGCUGCGUGCCUCUACGAAUGUCGGUGCGCCGGGCGGCAUGAGUGUGUCGGGUGCCGAGGACCAUGCAAAUGUCGCGAGGUCGCGCUCUUCGUCCGUGUACAGUAGUACAGCCGCUCCGGUGCAGCGACCUGUUCCUGUGGACCCCGUGGUUGACGUGAGCAGCGCGACGGGCGCUCCUCCGUCUGAGCUGGAGGCGAGCAAGGUGCGCGGUGCCGAGGAGCCCAGGCACGCGCUCGUGGAGCCCGCGAGCGAGGUGCCUGGCAAGCGCCCUGCGACAGAAAGUGAUGCGGCGCAGCCCAGCAAGCAGCCGCGUCCUGCGGCCUAA